AUGGCGGCGGUAGCGGUAGUAGAGCUGCCGGGCAGCCUCGCGUUGACGAUCCCGGCGGUGGCGAACAUGAUGCAACGUUGGAAUUACCGGGAAGGCUGGGGUCUCGGCGCGCGGGGACAAGGGAUCAUCGCGCCCAUACAAGCCACGGAGCGGUGUCCAAAAGCCGGCAUCGGGCAUCGCGAGGAGCCAUACGACAACGGCCUUGCCGCACCGCCGCGGCCGCGGCAGCCGUCAGCGGGAGAUAAGAAGUGGCACGAGUGGCAGAAGGUUUCACGGGCGCUGCUUCUGGAGCAGGAGUGCUGCGACAGGAUCAUCUCGUUGCUGCGCGACAUAAGGCUUGGAGGGGACAAGAGCGCGGAGACGGCGAACGCGCUGGCGGUGAUCGUGAGGUCGAAGAAGGUGUUCCUCCAGCGGAAGCGCAAGCCGGGGACGUGGAAAACCGCGCUGCCUCGGUCCGUGACGCGCUACGUCGUGGACCACGUGAUCACGCCGGCGAUGGCCGUGGACGCGGGGGAGUGGGAGCCGUCGUGGGACCAGGGCUGCAACCAGUGGCUGCGCCCGCUGAUCCCGAUCGUCGGCCACCUGCCGAGGAGCCUGUACGGCGUGGUGGAGAGCAAGAUCGGCGGCCGAGGGUACGGCGUCAUCUCGCCAUGGAAGGAGUACCUUGACCCGGCGAUGUGGGACGUGUUCAGCCGGCGCCACGUCGUGCCGAAGGUGGCGCGGCUAGUGCGGAAGCUCAGGGUCACGCCGCCGAAGCAGGUCGACUCCUCGUUCCGCACGGUGAUGCUGUGGGCGCCUCUCCUGAGCGUUCAGGACAUGGUGUCGAUUCUGGAAGGAGAAUCGUUCUUCGACAGGUGGGAAGGCGCUCUGCGACACUGGCUGCUGGCCGCGAGCCCCUCGCUGUCGGAGGCCACCGCGUGGUGCAACGGCUGGAAGAUGCUCUUCACGCCGGAGCUGAUCGCCGACGACAGUGUGCUCAAGCGUCUCGAAGAGGGCCUUGCCAUGGUGGAUCGUGCAGGGCAGGACCGUGGCAGUCUCGUAGAUUAG
Messenger RNA from Lolium rigidum, 1047 nucleotides. RefSeq names its product septin and tuftelin-interacting protein 1 homolog 1-like. Gene Ontology annotation, biological process: spliceosomal complex disassembly. The record is from RefSeq and is a predicted model, not a curated record. The transcript has a single exon. Gene Ontology annotation, cellular component: U2-type post-mRNA release spliceosomal complex. Gene Ontology annotation, molecular function: nucleic acid binding. The coding region runs from base 1 to 1047 and encodes 348 amino acids. NCBI's taxonomy places the organism in Eukaryota, Viridiplantae, Streptophyta, Magnoliopsida, Poales, Poaceae.